Somion occarium is the source of this 1166-nucleotide messenger RNA. Lineage: Eukaryota; Fungi; Basidiomycota; Agaricomycetes; Polyporales; Cerrenaceae. The record is from the annotation of a GenBank genome assembly.
AACCCUGCAUGCAUGCAUUGCUCAUUAUCAUACGCUUACAGUAGCCACUGCUCAGUAAUGCAACGAUGGUUCAUGAUCCUGACGUGAUUUACCACCCCUUCCACAAACAGCCUUCAUACUCAUGGUUGGAUCAACUGCAUCCAGGGUACCCAGAACUUUAGAAAUGAAGAAGCAAGAAGGCUGCUAAUGAUAGUUCUAAAUGUGGCAUGCCAGUAGGCUUUAUGAGAGCCCUCCGCCGACCCGGAGUUCUCCCCUCUGUCAGGUCACCGCUCGCACGGGGCUUUACCUUGCGCUUGGUCAGUGCGCUUCGUGCUUGGGCGUUCUCAGCCUCGCGCUACGCCAUGAGCUAUCAAUGUCAUAAAGUUUUCCUGUCGUCCUCUUGGAAACAUCACCUAACGUACCGACUCUGGUACGGAGCGCAUGCAAAAUUCAAAAUGUUACGGAGGUUUUGAAUAGAUCUGUCAUGACAAACAGGUUGCCGGCAUGACCUCUUUGCCGGAAACUCUCCAAAUUACCGUCCUUUUAGUUCUCCAACUUGGAUCACCAUAUCCGGAAGUUACGCGGCUUCUAUGGGCCGGUGCGCUUAUCCGUACUCCUCCGUGUAAACAUACUCUGAGAACUGGUUUCUCUACAGAGAACGUUCUACGGACUUACCCAACAUUCGGCGGGUGUAUGAAGCGAAGUCCCACGUUGCUAUCUCCGUUCACAAUUCCCCAUCUGGAUCGUUCUCCUCCCGGCCCACGCACAGCAAAGUCGCGCACUGGUCCAGAUUCACCUCCUGCCUGUAAUAAAUCUACUGGGACAACACACUUGAGACCAGUGAUCCAUCUAUCCCAUUUCACCGUCGAAUCAUUUCAGGCCGGCGGGGCGGUGAUGCCCUUCGAAGAUUAUGACGAUCUUCCAUGCAAGACCCUAGCCCUGGUGACCUCACCGAGGCCUCGCCCUCCUCCACAAUAUAUGAAAAGAAGGGAUCGCCGUCGGCGGAGGAUCACUUCUUGGUUAAGAGGCGAUUAGAACACCUAUUGUAUUGUUGUUGUGGUGUUCUCCCGGCGUUUCUGUUUCUGAAUUUUGGAUCCCGCCAAGGAGACCUUGCUUUAUUUCUCCAGUUCAGUAUCAACGUUCCACAUAUGUACAGUAUCCUUUUCUAAUACAUGUUCAGUCCCCUC